CCCCCCCCCCCCUCUCUCUCUCUCUCUCUAAACUUUUGUAGAAGAAGGAAUAUUGAUCAAAAAAGGGUCAAGAUCGAGAUUAAGAUCAAGAUUUGGAAUCAAGAAAAUCCAUUAAUCCUUUUUUGUCCAUGGUGGACGUCGACCGGAGGAUGACCGGCCUGAACCCGGCCCACAUGGCCGGCCUCCGCCGGCUCUCGGCCCGCGCCGCCGCAUCCGCUCCUUCAACGCCGCUGCCGCCGCGCAACAGCCAGUUCUCCUUCACUACCCUGGCGGAGAAGGUCAUUUCCCACCUGAAAACCUCCGGCGUCCAGGUCCAACCCGGCCUGACCGAACCGGAAUUCGCCCUGGCCGAAGCCGAGUUCGGAUUCGUCUUCCCGCCGGACUUGAGAGCCGUUCUUUCUGCCGGCUUGCCUCUCGGCGCCGGCUUCCCCGACUGGCGCUCCUCCGGCUCGGCUCGGCUCCACCUCCGCGCCUCCAUUGACCUCCCCGUCGCCGCUAUUUCUUUCCACAUAGCUCGGAACGCCGUCUGGUCCAAGCCGUGGGGCCCCAGACCCGACGACCCGGAAUCCGCGGUCAAAAUUGCCCGAACCGCUUUGAAACGGGCCCCGCUUUUGAUACCCGUUUUCAACCAUUGUUAUCUCCCCUGCAACCCUUGCCUCGCCGGAAAUCCGAUUUUCUACGUCGACGAGAAUCGGAUUUUCUGCUGCGGAUUCGAUUUAUCGGACUUUUUCGAUCGCGAAUCGACUCUUUUCCGGCGAGGCUCCGACCCGAAUCUCCUCUCCAAGCACCUCCCGAAGUCGAGCUCAUCGUCGGUCGAUUUCUCGCGGAGGAGCUUGGACGCCGGCGGCCGGCAGCCGCGGUGGGUCGAAUUCUGGAGCGACGCUGCCGUGGAUCGCCGCCGCCGGAAUUCGAAUUCAUCCUCUUCGUCCUCAUCUUCUCCGGACAGGUUCAUCGACAUGCCUAGAUCCGGAAUGCCGAAAUGGAUCGACGACUACGUAGGGCGGUUAGCCUUGGUUCUGCGCGACGGCGGCUGGCCGGAAUCCGACGUGUCCGACAUCGUCGACGUGUCGGCGGCGGGAUUCUUCGAGUGCGAAAUGGUGCUCGUCGACAACCAGGCGGUGCUGGAUGCUCUGCUCCUUAAAGCGGAUCGGUUCUCCGACACGCUCCGGAAAGCCGGGUGGAGCUCCGAGGAGGUUUCCGACGCCUUCGGAUUCGACUUCCGGCAGGAUAAGGAUCGGAAACCGGCGAAGAAGCUGCCGCCCGAGGUAGCAGAGCGGUUCGAGAAACUCGCCGAGUCGUUGAACCGGUCGGCGGCGUAGAUUCGAACCGGCCCGGCCGGCAAACAUCGAGAUUCUUCCGCGCGUUUUCCCGUCUUUCGAAGUCUCGGGUUUGCGCUUUUGCCUGAUUCCAAGUACAAACUUUGUUUUAGGAAAUCGUAAAAGAAACACGACUUUGAUGUUGUCUUUUUUUAAAAAAUUGAUUCGGCCCUAUACUUGUAAUGAAAUUUUUUAAGACAAUAUUAAACUAUUUUU
Molecule: messenger RNA, 1532 nt
Organism: Andrographis paniculata
Lineage: Eukaryota; Viridiplantae; Streptophyta; Magnoliopsida; Lamiales; Acanthaceae
Exons: 1
Coding region: 129-1319 (396 amino acids)
Source: RefSeq, a predicted model, not a curated record